Molecule: messenger RNA, 1018 nt
Organism: Prorocentrum cordatum
Lineage: Eukaryota; Dinophyceae; Prorocentrales; Prorocentraceae
Source: the annotation of a GenBank genome assembly
UGAGAGGCCCCAAAAAGACCCCGACGAGGCUCCAAGAACAGCCCAAGAGAGCUGCGAGAGCCGUCCCCAACCGUUGAUUUCCCAUGGUUUUUCCUAAUGUUUUCCGUAGCCAUUUUGGCUCAAGAUAAAAGCUGCAAUCAAGACCCCAGUCCUCGUACGCCGAAGGCCCCGCGAGGGCGAUGGGCUGUGCACUGGCUACGCAAAGCGCGCGCGUACCACAUUCUGUAGCGAGAUUAUCAACCAAUUGCGUACCGCCGACCACCCCCGCUGGCCUUGACGGGCAUCGGUACAGGAUCGCCCUCGUCGCACACGACAACAUGAAGCUGCUGAUGCGCAAGUUCAUCCAGGUGCACUUCUCGAUGCUCAACGCCUUCGAAUUCACUGGCACGGGAACAACGUGUUCUAUUAUCAUGGCCGAGGGUCUCGCGUGCUUCAAGCAGCUCGCCAGUGGCCCACUUGGUGGAGAUCAGCAGCUUGGGGCGUUGGUCACGGAAGGUACAGUGCACGCAGUUUUCUUCUUCCGUGACCCCUUAGCCGCGCACGUUCAUGACGCUGGCAUCCAGGCACUCGGCCGCAUAUGCGAUUGCCACCAGUGCUACUUCGCGACAAACUACCGCACAGCCGCCGCCGUCCUGAAGACGAUGUACGACAAUGCAGAGGAGUCGAAAAGCACGGGACGCAGAGUGUCUGUCGACUUGCCUCGCGACACUGGCAGCCUUUCGGAGUUCGUGCAGCACACUUACCUCGAGACUCGCAAUAGCUACCGUACCUGGACGUAGUUUUUCAUAUUGAGUAUUGGCAGUCGUGGCAAACUGGCCGCACUUUGUCCUUGAGCUUGCGCAGCACACUUUUUAUAAUAUUUUUUCCCGAAAAGGGCAUAGGCCCAGAGUUCUCUUUUAGUAGGUUUACCCCCGGUUUUGACGGCUGUAGGGCCGGCGAAUUUCUUUUGCGAUAAAUAACGAGAUCGCGUAGGGCAGGCGAGUUAAAAUUUGAGGAUGUCUCGUGCGAAACGCUUGUU